AUGUUCUCGGUCAAGCGCUUUGACGCAUUCAGUGCAUCGUCUCCGUCAGGCAGCAAAGACGAUCCCGCAGAUACGGCCAAGCUAGACGCUCUCAACGAGAGGAUCUUGAAGAAGCGCAAACUCGUACAAGGAAACGAAGCGUCAGGCUCAAAUCUUCCUGGGACGAGCACAUCCUCAGCAUCAUCCAAUGCUGCCUCCACUGCAGUACCAGCCCCUUCUGUAGCACGCCCCGCCCUCAAUAUUCACCCUUCUCGGCUAAAUGUAGCGCCCUUGCUACGACAAUCCGUAAAGAAGGCCCAGACCGGACCCAGAGAGAAAACGAAAGCCAAACAGAGAUACCUGAAGGCCAAGAAAGAGCGUCGCAAGGCUAGGAUACGUGCUGCGCCCAAGAAAUCAAAGGCCGACAACGAUGGCUCACAAGCAAGAGCAGACAACUCGAUCGGCUUGCAUUUGCCCGAAGAGGAAGCUUUGCAUCGUCGCGAGGCAGCCCGAAAGAAAAAAACGCAACAUUCGCCGGUAGCGCAAAAAGCUGACUCCGAUUCCUCUUCUCCUUCAAGCUCGGACUCGGAUUCGGAUUCGGAUUCGAAUUCGGACCGACACUCGGAUCAAGAGUCGAGCUCCGACUCUGAGCAAGAUGACGUCGAAUCAGCAUCCCCUUCCACGCCGAAAGCGUCAACAUUAGAAACGGAAACGCUUUCGGCAGAUGUUGAAAUGGACGUCGACGUCGGAGCCCAAAAGGAGGACAAGGCGCUCGAGAGAUUCCCUCUUGCUGGCGUACGCAGGGCUGUUGAUCCCAAGCUGAUCCGCUCGCUUGGUUUGCCAGAAGGUCUUUCGAACCGAACCGUCGUUGAUCCAACCCUGUCUCGCCCUCUUUGGCAGCAAAAGGAAUUGAACAAGCCAGCCAAUCCCGCUAAAGCAUCUUCUCCUCCCCCACUCGACGGCGGCGCUCUCGUCGACCAAGAGAUGGAAGAAGCCUCUCCGGAUGACCAGGAGUCGGUAACCAUCUCAGCUCGCAGCAGUGCCAGUGACGAUUUCAGCAAGGUUGCCUUGAGCGAUAUCGUCCGAUCCCGCCUCGAGGCACUUGGUAUCAGCGAAUGGUUCGCAGUCCAGGUAUCGGUGAUCCCAUGUCUGCUUGCCCAGCCCCAAAGUCGGUCUCUUUACCGCCCUUUCGCUCCGCCGCGCGACCUGUGUGUCUCUGCGCCGACAGGAAGCGGAAAGACGCUUGCUUACAGCGUUCCGAUUGUUGAAGUGUUGCGCACGCGCCAGAUUGUCCGUCUGCGCGCUCUCAUUGUGCUGCCAACACGUGACCUUGUCUCGCAAGUCAGGAGUACUCUAGAGCUUGUGGCCAAGGGAUCUGGACUCCGAAUCGGUACCGCAACGGGCCAACAUAGCUUUGCGCACGAGCAGAAUCAACUUGUCGGAUCGAGCAGCGCUGUCGAUCAAGACCAAGACGAAGCACAGUCAGAGCCCAAGAUCGACAUCCUGAUCGCCACUCCAGGCCGAUUGAUUGAUCAUCUUGAUUCAACGCCCGGCUUCAACCUCGCUCACUUGCGAUUCUUAGUCGUCGAUGAAGCAGAUCGCUUGCUCAACCAGUCCUUCCAAGAAUGGCUCCGCCGGGUUCUUGCUGCAACCAAUGGCAAGACGGAUCAAGCUGAACGUGAACGUGCCUCACAGAAAUCCGGGCCCGCUCAGGCUCCAUUCGAGCUCUUUUCGUCUAGCGCUUCUGGUUUAGGCGCUGCAGCGACGUCGACUUUGCAGGAGGAAGCAGCACCCUCGGUCCAAAAAUUGCUGUUCUCGGCAACCUUGACUCGCGACCCAGCCAAGAUCGCAGCUCUCGGCCUACGCAACCCUCACUACAUCACUGUUCAGGAUACCAACUCGGCUGGAGACGAGGACCAAGGUCGGGCCAAUGGGGUACAGCAGCACGAGCAAUUCUCGCUACCGCACUCGCUGCAUGAGCAUAUGCUUGUUACAACGUCGGCCGACAAACCCUUCCAUCUGCUCUACCUUCUUCACCGGCCCGACGAUGUGAAUAACGAGUUGGGUCGCAUCCGCAAGGCGCUUUGCUUUACCAAAUCAGUCGAUUCAGCUGCCAGGUUGGUCAAGCUGUUGGAGAUUUUUGAAGAGGUCAGGGUCGAAAACAGUCUUAUUGCUCGUGGAAGCCGCGCGUUGGUUGUCAAGAAUUACUCGUCCGAGCUCAAGCCUUCCGAUCGUCAACGGAUCCUCAGCGCUUUCGAGAAAGGUGAGAUCGACUUGCUUGUUUGUUCCGACCUGAUCUCGCGAGGAAUCGACCUUCCUUCAGUCGAGCAUGUGAUCUCUUACGAUGCUCCGAUCGAUCCGGCAAAGUAUGUGCAUCGUGUGGGACGUACUGCGCGCGCAGGUAAGCACGGUGACGCUUGGACUCUCGUCGAGGAGCAGGAGGCUCGUCACUUUAAGAAGACGGUUCGUACCAUCGCUCGUCGAACGCCCAUCGCAAAGAUCAGGCCCAAGAAGCUCAGGGAGAACGAAACCGUUGACUUCGUCGAGGGCGACGCCGUUACGCGCGAGCUGCACAAGCUGAGGGGCGCAUACGAAGACGCUCUUGCAAGAAUGUCUACAUUGUAUCGCAACUAG
Messenger RNA from Mycosarcoma maydis (corn smut), 2613 nucleotides. RefSeq lists its product as uncharacterized. Gene Ontology annotation, cellular component: nucleus. NCBI's taxonomy places the organism in Eukaryota, Fungi, Basidiomycota, Ustilaginomycetes, Ustilaginales. The transcript has a single exon. Gene Ontology annotation, molecular function: nucleic acid binding; ATP binding. The record is from RefSeq and is a predicted model, not a curated record. The coding region runs from base 1 to 2613 and encodes 870 amino acids.